Molecule: messenger RNA, 280 nt
Organism: Racocetra fulgida
Lineage: Eukaryota; Fungi; Glomeromycota; Glomeromycetes; Diversisporales; Gigasporaceae
Source: the annotation of a GenBank genome assembly
AUGGGUGGUGGACCUAUUAAGAAAGCAUCUGAGGCACUCCAAUUGCUUCUUCGUUCAUUACCCGAAGAUUGUUUAUUUAAUGUGGUAUCAUUCGGAUCACGCUUUGAUUCUUUAUUUGAAAAGAGUCAACCUUAUUCUGAAACUAAUUUCUCAAAAGCUCUCAACCAUGUACAAGGAAUGACUGCAAAUUAUGGAGGAACUGAAAUUUAUAAUCCUCUAAAAUGGGCCUUUGAAAACUCAAGGAAUGAUAUGCCUACUUCUGUUUUCCUUCUUACUGAUG